Cetraspora pellucida is the source of this 2445-nucleotide messenger RNA. The record is from the annotation of a GenBank genome assembly. Lineage: Eukaryota; Fungi; Glomeromycota; Glomeromycetes; Diversisporales; Gigasporaceae.
AUGCCAAUUAAGGAUUUGUUAAACCUUGAUGAGGAACAAGAAGUACACCACCAGUUUACUGAUGAAGACCUGAUUCAGACUGCUACAGAAAUAGAACAGAUAGAAGAUGAAUUUGUUGCACCACCCCUAACCAGAGAAGAACAAUUGAAUAUUUUACAUUGUGCUCUAAGAAUUGUUGAUGAGAGGAUCGAUGAUGAUGGAGUGACAAUGAAAACAUUAUGCAAGCUACAAACCUGUAUCUAUUUACAAUUUGUUGCUUCGACCUCAAAAUCGAUGCCAUCUGUUUCAGCGGAAGACGAUGAUUAUUUAGAUAAUGAAGAUGCAGCUGUUAUUUCAGAUGAUUCAUUUGAGGAUUAUAAGCAAUGGAAUUCACAGCGAGAAACAAGCCCUAAAAAUUCCUGGAAACCACAACCUAAGGUUGAUAAUGAUUUUGGAAAAUUUGAACAGCAUACAAAAGGAAUUGGUUUAAAGCUUAUGCAGAAAAUGGGUUAUAAAAUAGGAGAAGGUCUUGGAGUAGAAGGACGUGGUAUUACAAAACCAAUCGAGACAAAGCUGCGGCCUCAAAAAAUGGGAUUGGCAUAUCGUGGCUUCGAUGAAAAAACGAAGCAAUCAAAAAAAGAUGCAAAAAGGCAAGAUAUUUCUAUUCACGAAGAAGAAAAUAUUAUCAAGCAAGUACCAAAAGAAAAAAAGAAUGCAUGGAAAAAAUCCAUAAAAUCCAAGAAAUUAAAUGUUGAAUAUAAGACGGCAGAUGAAAUAAUGAACGAGGCCACAUCAACAACUCCCGUACAGCCUAUGAAAAUUAUAGAUAUGACUGGCCCACAGGCUCGUGAACUAUCAUCUGCGAGCCAAAUCACCUCUCUUGCCAUCCCAGAUUCAUCUACACGUCUUCCGGAACUUCGUCAUAACCUUCGGAUAAUCGUAGACAUGUCAAAGUCAGAUCUUGAGCAUUACACUAGAGAAAGAAGGAUACAGAACGAGCGAGCAAAAGCUCUCGAAAAAGAUUUAGACAGAGUAUCAGCUUUAAUAGAGGAUGAAGACGGACGCAUAAACAGACUUAAUGAUAUCAUGUCCAUUGUCAAAGAAUGUAAUAGACUACUUACAUUAACUAUAUCUAGUAAUUCUCCUUCGUUGCAACUCUUUAUGGAUCCUUUUGAGAAGUUGCAAACCAUAUAUCAAUAUGAAUAUACAUUAUACGGUUUGGAUACUGCAGUUGUUGCAAUAGUAGCGCCAGUGUUCAAACAAUACAUGACAUUUUGGGAUCCGUUAGAAAAUCCUCAGCUUGGGCUGCAUGAGUUUCAGAAAUGGAAAGGAUUAUUAAAAACGACUAAAAUAAUGUUAUCAGAGAAUGAUAACAUGAGAGAAUUGUCAAUGACACCAUAUGAAAGUAUGAUGUACAACAUUUGGCUUCCAAAGGUCAGAUCAGCAAUAAACAAUACCUGGAAUGCGAGAGACUUUGAUCCAGCAAUUCGACUACUUGAAAGUUGGAGACCACCAUUACUUCCAGUGUUCAUUUAUGAAAACAUUAUAAAUCAACUAAUCAUGCCAAAAUUAACAAGAGAAGUUGACGCAUGGAACCCCAAAACAGAUAAUGAGAUGAUUCAUCAAUGGCUACAUCCUUGGCUUCCUGUAUUAGGUGAACGCAUGGACCCAUUGUACGUGACAAUACGUCAAAAGUUCCGUAUAAUUUUGCAAAAUUGGGAUCCUAUGAAUACUAAAGCGAUGAACAUUUUGUAUCCAUGGAAAAAUGUUUUCACACCAGAAGAUAUGCAAUUAUUUCUUGUUAAAUCUGUCUUACCAAAGCUUUCAGAAACAAUGAGAACAAGAUUUCAAAUCAAUCCUAGAAAGCAGGAAUUAGAACUUUUUAAUUGUGUGAUGACUUGGAGGCAUAUGUUUACUCCUGAAAUUUUUGGACGAUUAUUUGAAACAGCUUUUUUCCCAAAGUGGUUAGAUGUUUUAUAUACAUUAUUAACGCACAAUCCAGAUUAUGAUGAGAUAAGAGAAUGGUAUCGUUUUUGGAAGUCAAUGUUCCCCCCGGAAAUGCUUUCUGAUUUAAUUGAAGCACAAUUUAUAAAAGGAUUAAAUUUGAUUAAUGAGAGCAUUUCAUUAGGCAAUGAAUCCACCAGCAGAUUACCACACCCAUCUCAACGAGACGAGGUUCCAGAUUCAGAACAACCCUUUUUAUCAACCAAAUAUACGCCAAUUACUGAUGAUGCAGAAAUUACUUUUAAAGAGAUUGUGGAAGAAUUUGCUGAAGAACAAAAUCUUUUGUUUCUUCCAACUAAUAAAAAUCACGGAGUCUCAGGAAAACCACUUUAUCGUAUAGGACGUUCUGCAGGAGGCACCGGCGGGUUAACACUUUAUUUAGAUGACGAUGUUAUGUAUGUUAAGCAAGGACUUGAAUGGUUACCUAUGGGAUUUGAUGAAGUACUAGAAAAAUUAAUGUGA